Messenger RNA from Aspergillus steynii IBT 23096, 1062 nucleotides. RefSeq lists its product as uncharacterized. The coding region runs from base 310 to 1062 and encodes 250 amino acids. The transcript has 2 exons. The record is from RefSeq and is a predicted model, not a curated record. Lineage: Eukaryota; Fungi; Ascomycota; Eurotiomycetes; Eurotiales; Aspergillaceae.
GUCAUGCUUCAGGGAUAUAAUAUAUUCAGCCAUGAAUGGCAACCUAUUGAAAGCAGCAUUGCCUACUAUAAUCAUGCCAGUCCUGUAGGCUCAAAUUCUCACGUUAUGUUAGUCCCUGUAGAUAAGCCAAAAGGCUUGGCAGACCGGCAGGCCGAGAUAUGUCAUCAUCGACCAACCAUCUGUCUCGACCCCCGUUUGCCAUCAACACCUACUACCUAGCUACCUAGCUACACCACACCAUCGACCCAUCCCUACCUCCUCUCUAAUCCGCCUUACGAACCCCAGAAACUGACCCUCCUCACCCUCAACAUGGCGCCUAUCCGGCGCUACCUCCGCAUCAGCAAAUACACCAUCCUCGAAUGCCGCAUCUACCUCGACAACCCGUCCGACACGCGCUGGCUCCUCGACUCCCGAGAUCCCGUGCUCCCUCGCAUUUUCGCCGCCAUCCGGCCCCUGGUCCUACCGAAGCUGCGCGAGGAGAACGAGCGCCUGUUUGCCCGCAAGAAGGGCCAUCCCGUCAAGGAUGUGAUCGCGGAAGAUGAGUUCGAAGUUGCGUUGUUCCUCCGCGAGUCCCGGACGCGUCAUUCGCUUCUGACGCGGCACAAGGAGUUCGAGGAUCAGGGUCAUGGGACCGGGGUGGGUAGGAAUAAGGGCAAGAAUCCUGAGGCAGGGACGCAGGCCGACACGGGGAUCCUGGUCGAGAGCGAGAGCGAGGACGAGUCGGGACUGCGGAACAUCCCCCAGGCGGGCACGGACGAGGACGAAGACGGUGGUGAGACGUCAGGGAAGCGGAGGCGAGCGACGGCGGGUUCGUCGGGUGACGACGUGCGUGUGUCGAAACGGCAGAAAGACCAGGACUGGGGGGACGACGACGGCGAGGACAAGAAGAUGCGCUUCCGGACCAACUACGAGGGGUUCAACAUCUACGGCUGGACGCUGUGUCUGCUGGUCACGCGGAAGGGAGGCAGGGCGCGGCCUGCAGCGACGCCGUCGGAGCCUUCGCGGCAGGCUCUCAUGGAGGAAUGGAUGUCUACGCAGCAGGGUGAUGUGGAUGAAGAAUAA